Messenger RNA from Tinamus guttatus (white-throated tinamou), 637 nucleotides. NCBI's taxonomy places the organism in Eukaryota, Metazoa, Chordata, Aves, Tinamiformes, Tinamidae. The record is from RefSeq and is a predicted model, not a curated record.
AUGAUUUCUUUUCAUCAUACAGGCUUUGCUGAUCCACGCACUGCAAUAUCAAACAUAUCUCAGAGCGGUUUGCAUAACGCACUUCACAUCUACAUGAACGGCUCCAUGUCCCAAGUACAAGGCUCUGCAAAUGAUCCUAUCUUUGUAGUGCACCAUGCCUUUGUUGACAGCAUUUUUGAGCGGUGGCUAAGAAGACACAGGCCCCUGCGAGAAAUUUACCCAGCAGCCAAUGCACCCAUUGGGCACAACCGAGAAAACUACAUGGUCCCUUUUAUCCCUCUUUACCGAAAUGGAGAAUUUUUUAUUCCAUCAAGAGAACUGGGAUAUGAUUAUCAGUAUCUGGAAGAACCAGAACUUGCUUCUUUCCAGGACUUUUUAACCCCGUAUCUUGAGCAAGCUCGUCAGAUCUGGGCCUGGUUAGUUGGCGCAGCUGUGAUCGGUGGCAUAAUUACUGCUCUGCUCACAGGGAUUGCUCUUGCCUGCAGGAAGAAAAGAAGAGAAACUUCUGCAGAGAUACAGCCCUUACUUACAGAAAGUGAAGAUUACAAUAAUAUGUCUUAUCAGUCCCAUUUAUAAAGGCCUCCAGUAAUUCAGCAGUGUUGCUAAGGUGCUAAUCAAGCCUGCAGGGUUUGAUUCA